CGUAUCCAAGUUGCAACUCUGUGAAUUGCCGCCAUCCAAAUUACAUGGACGUCUUCUCGGAGCUGCGGCGCCAUGCCGGCGGGAACCACGCGCCCAAGGUCAAGCUCAACAUUGUCUUGGCUGCGAUCACCGAUGUGAUCCUCGAGCGUCGUGGCCCGGCCAACGACGCCGAGUCGAUCUCCAACACCGAGUACUUUGCCGCGCUCAUGACGGCGCUCGAAAGCACGGACGCCACGCACACACACGAGAUCCUCCAGCUGCUCAGCAUGGUGCUGCCCGAGGUCCAUGAAGCGGUCUUGCGCACCAAGUUUGAUGCGGUCGCGCACUGCCUCGUGCGCGUCAUGCACGACGCGCAAGCCAACAGCGACGUCGCGUCGCUCAAGUCGGGCCUUGUCUGCCUCGGGCUCGUGCUGCAGGCGCUCGAGCCGACGCCGAGCGUGUGGAGCCACCCGACGGUGCUCAAGACCUUCCACGUGCUCCUCGCGCUUGCGACGGACCCGCAGCCCAAGAUCCGCAAGACGGCGCAGAUCUCGAUCGUCAAGAUCCUCGAAGUGCACGCUGAUGCGCACUGCGACGCUCUCUCGACGCACAUUGCUAGCUUCGCCGAGAACAUCCUCGCCUCGGCCGUCGCCAAGGACCAGACCAAGGUGCUCCAGCUCGUCGGCUUUCUUGCGAGCGCGCUCCCGCUGCUGCCGUCCGAAGUCGUGACGAGCCUCACGGAAGCGCUCUUCAAGCUCCUUGGCGCCAACCAAAAGACGCUGUCGCUUGUGACGCUGCAGGCGCUUGACGCGCUCGUCUCGGCGCCGCAGUCGCAAGUGUCGGCGGCGUGCCUCUACGGCACGCUCAACACGGUGCUGGAAAUGGACGCCAACGUCCACGACAAGGACGUGGCGAUCUGCCUCAUUCACAUCACGUGCCGGUCGGUCGCCCGCCUCCAGCCGCUCCACGCGGCGCAUGCGCAGGAGCUCCUUCCGCGCGUCGUCGUCGCCAUGUGCACCUACUUUGAAUCGCAGCACGUCCAGGUCCACCGCAAGACCGCCGAGUGCCUCAACGUUGCGCUCCAAGCGACGCUCGACUUGUCGUCGGCCGCGCCCCGUGUGCUCUUCUCGCUCGAGAGCCUCCUCAACCUGCGCUACCAGCACGCGUGGUCGUCGAUCUUUGUGCUGCUGUCGUCGCUCGUGUCCUUCUUUGGCCAAGGUGCGAGCCCGAGCUUUGACGGCGUCUUCAAGACGACGGUCGAGCUCUAUGAAGCCAUGGAUGCGAUGCCGCAGGCCUCCGAUGAGAUGCGCAAAGCGUUCACGCGCUUCAUGAUCGCGUCGACGAUCGCGGUUGGCGCCGAGCGCAUGAUUGCCGUCGUGCCUCUUCAGAACGGCGCCGGCAUUGUCGAAGAGCGCACGUGGCUGAUCCCGGUCGUCCGGGACGCGGUCAAGCAGAUCCCGUCGCGCCUCGAGUUUUUUGCGACGCACAUUUUGAACUUGGCCAAGAACUGCGAGGCGGUCGCGCGGUCGGACUCGACGACGCCGCUCGAGUCGAAGCGCAUGCAGGCGCGCACGAUGCAGCUCUGGAGCCUCUUCCCGAGCUUUUGCACCAAGCCCACGGACCUGAACCAAAGCUUCAAGAAGAUCGCCAAGACGCUCGCGAAUGCCAUGUCGGACAAGCGGUACCCGGAGCUCCAGCUGCUCGUGUGCCAGGGUCUCCAAGCGCUCAUCAAGGCCGCCAACCGCGACGACGUGGCCACCGCGGCGGCUGACCAAAUGGCGCUGUCCAAGUUUGCGGCCCGCUUCAUCCCGCUUCUCAUCACGAUCGUCGAGGGCUUGGAUGUCGAAGUCGACUCGGAGCGGCUUCCGACGUUGACCGACACCAUCGGUGGCUACGCCAAGCUCGCCGAGCCGGCCUUUAUCCAAAGCGUCUUCAAGCAGCUCAUGCAAACCCUUCUCGAGACGACGACGCAGUACAAGCGCAGCGACCCCAAGGCGCCCGCGACGCUCGGUCUCCAGGCCCAAGCCCACUUCCACAUGAGCAUCGCGAUGGCGCUGAUCCCGAUCAUUGACGGCAGCCAGGUCGAGCUGUUGUACCGCGUCGUCAAGCCGUAUUUGCUCGACGAUACCGACCCGAUCAUGCAGAAGCGGUCGUACUCGGUGCUCGUCCAGCUCUGUGAGCACCACCCGGCGUUUGCGACGUCGCCCGACAAGCUCACCGACAUGAUCGAGUCGCUCUCCGAGUCGCUCCUCACGUGCUCGGUGCCGGCCAAGAAGAUGCGUCUCCGCGCUCUCAACCAAAUUGUGUCGGCCAUGGAGCGUACGCAGCACGACGACGUGAGCUUCAUCCCUGGGCUUGUCGGCGAGAUCAUGCUCUGCACCAAAGAGGCCAAUGCCAAGGCGCGCGAAGCAGCAUUCGAGCUCCUCCUCGCCAUGGCGCGCCUCGUCGAGUCCAAGCACAGCACACCCGGCGCCGGCCUCAUGGACUUUUUGCAGAUGGUGCUCGGUGGUCUUGCCGCGCGCACGCCCCACAUGCGGUCGGCGUCCGUCCUCUGCAUGUCCCGGCUCGUCUUUGAGUUUGGCCGCACCGAGGACGCGAUCCGCAAUGCGAUGCCCGACCUCAUGCGCACGGUGCUCAUGCUCCUCCACGAGAAGGCCCGUGAGGUCAUCAAGUCGGUCAUUGGCUUCAUGAAGCUCGGCAUUGCGAUUCUGUCCAAGGACGCGCUUGUCGAGUUUUUGCCGUCGAUCAUUGAGGGUCUUCUCAAGUGGAUCGGCGAGGCCAAGCAGCGCUUCCGCGCCAAGACGCGGACGAUCAUGAUGAAGCUCUGUCGCAAGUAUGGCUACGAGUACAUUGCGUCGCUUGUGCCAGAAGGCGACAAGAAGCUCAUUACGCACAUCCGCAAGACCAAGGAGCGCGAGGACCGCCAGAAGGACAAGAAGCACGACGGGCACAGCGGCAGCAAGGCGCAGUCGUUUGAAGAGUUUAUGCAAGACUCGGACGAUGAGGACAGCGACCGCGAAGACGCCAAGCCGUCGGCCAAGGCGUCGGGCAAGUCGGCCGCCAACCUCAAGGUCGGUAAGAGCUACAUCAAGGAGAACGCCGAAGACGAGAUUGUCGACUUCCUCGACAACUCGGCCUUCAAGAACAUUGUCAACUCGCGCAAGACCAAGAAGGCCCACCGCGACGACGAGGACUUUGAGUUCUCCAAGGACGGGCGCUUGAUCAUUCCCGGCGAGCCGGAUGCGGACGACGACGUGGCGAUGGAGUCGGACGACGAAGACGUCGUGCGUCGUGAUGUGCAAAAGCAGCUCGAGCAGAUGGGACUGAGCAAGAAGCGCAAGAUCGAGGCGGUCGCGGGCCAAGAGUACAAGGCCAAGAAGGCCGGCGGCGACAUCAAGAAGAAGGGCAAGCUGGAGCCAUAUGCGUUCAUUCCGCUCGACCCGAAGCUCAUGGCCAAGCGCAACAAGCGCACGGCCGUCAGCCGGUUCGAAAAGGUCGGCAAGCAAAAGCACAAGAAGUAGAUUUAAGUUCUUGCACAAUUUUAGUAUGUUUUGAAUGAAUAGUGGAAGAGAAAGCAACCGCAAGAGUUA
This is a messenger RNA of Saprolegnia diclina VS20, 3569 nucleotides long. RefSeq lists its product as hypothetical. NCBI's taxonomy places the organism in Eukaryota, Oomycota, Saprolegniomycetes, Saprolegniales, Saprolegniaceae. The record is from RefSeq and is a predicted model, not a curated record. Bases 45 to 3500 code for a protein of 1151 amino acids. The transcript is spliced from 3 exons.